CUCUAAGAUGGCGGAUGAGAUAUAAACGUUCGUGAAAAUUGAUAACUGUGGAAAUGGCUGCAACAUUUUAUGCAGUGGUGCUUUGCGUUCUAGCCAAUAUUCUUGUGCGGUGGUGUGUGUCUCUAAGCACCUAUUCAGGAAAGGGAAAACCCCCAAUGUUUGGAGAUUAUGAAGCACAGCGACACUGGAUGGAAAUAACAUACAAUCUUCCGUUUGAUGAGUGGUACACAAACACAACCAAUAAUGACUUAAUGUAUUGGGGCUUGGAUUACCCUCCGCUCACUGCAUACCACAGCUGGGUUUGUGGCUUCAUAGCUAACAAGAUAAAUCCAAACUGGGUUGCACUCAACAAGUCCAGGGGACAUGAAAGUCACACGCAUAAACUGUUUAUGAGGCAUACAGUUGUUAUAGCAGAUAUAUUGGUGUAUAUUCCAGCAGUCUUAGUUUUUGCUUUUGUUUUCUUGGGAAGGAAACCAGUCAUCAACAAGGUUCUUACUGCAGCUACUGUGUUAUUCUACCCAGGACUUAUCCUUAUUGACCAUGGUCACUUCCAAUAUAAUUCAAUAAGCCUUGGUUUAGCUCUGUGGGGAGUUAUAGGACUGGCUUGUGAUCAUGAUUUGCUGGGCUCAAUUGCUUUUACACUGGCGUUAAACUACAAACAGAUGGAACUUUAUCAUGCUCUCCCUUUUUUUUUCUAUUUAUUAGGGAAAUCAUGGAAACAAAAUUCUUGGUUCUCAAGAAUAUUUAAUAUUGCAAAAAUUGGGAUUGUGGUUGUUUUAACAUUUGUUCUUUGUUGGUUACCAUUUUUGACUGGAUUACCAAUGAUUUUACAAGUUCUCCACAGACUUUUUCCAUUUGCCAGAGGUAUCUUUGAGGACAAGGUGGCCAACAUUUGGUGCUCAAUCUCUGUUCUAAUUAAAGUAAAAAAAAUACUCUCACAAACUCAGAUUAUAAGACUCAGCACCUGGUCAACAAUCAUAACUUGCCUACCAUCCUCACUGAAUUUGCUAAAGAAUCCAAUGAUAGACCGAUUUGUUUUAGCCUUGGUGAAUUCUUCAUUGGCAUUUUUCCUUUUUUCCUAUCAAGUGCAUGAAAAAUCAAUUUUGUUAGCAGCUCUACCUGUUUGUCUUCUGCUUCACUAUAAACCCUUUGAGUGUGUGUGGUUCUUAGUCAUCUCUACUUUCAGCAUGUGGCCCUUACUACUGAAGGAUGGUUUGUCUCUACCCUAUAUUUCAUGCAUGUUGUUUUUCUACACCAUUGCUUAUCAUGUGUUUGAGCUCAACAAGGUAGAACCACUUAAACAAAGUUUGUUUGUUCUGUCAGUGAUUGGAGCCUUGGGUUUACACAUUGGAUCAGCAGUUGUUCAGCCCCCCAAACGGUACCCAGACCUCUGGCCUGUACUCAUCUCUCUCUAUUCCUGUGCACAUUUCUUAGCUUUUCUGUGUUACUUUAAUUAUAUUCAGUUUACUAUACCAUAUACUUUACAGUCCAUUGUCACAAAAGAAAAGAAAUCCUAGGAACAGAAAUUAUUUCAAAAUCAUUAUUUACGGAGAUUACCUCUGCCAAAAAAGUAUUUGAUACUGGUAAAGAUUUAUACCUGAAAUUAAUUUUGACAUGCAAGAAAUGUUUUUCUCAGGAGACUACAACUUGCAAUGCAAUAAUUGGAAACAUUGAAUGGUAUGAAUGAUUUUUGGAAUGGAAUCAACCUGACAUUCAUUAAUGUAAAGAUACACGUACCUGUUACUAACAUGUUCAACACUAUUAAAUAAGUUUUUAAAUUGUCAUAAUUUUCUUUAAUAUUACCAGUACUUCCUGAUCAAUGUUCAAUUUUUAUUCUUCAAUUGUCAUGAAAAAUUCUAUCUUAAUUAGAGUCUUAAUGAAAACCAUAAAAAUUCUGUCACAUGUUCCAUAGCUAUUGAGAAACUUUUUAAUGAUGAAUUUGUAAAGUGCUGACUGUUGUUGAUCUUGUAGAUGUAGAAAUAAAGGCAUUACAACAUUCAAACUGUA
This is a messenger RNA of Pocillopora verrucosa, 2007 nucleotides long. Its product is annotated as dolichyl pyrophosphate Man9GlcNAc2 alpha-1,3-glucosyltransferase. Gene Ontology annotation, molecular function: dolichyl pyrophosphate Man9GlcNAc2 alpha-1,3-glucosyltransferase activity. Gene Ontology annotation, biological process: protein N-linked glycosylation. The record is from RefSeq and is a predicted model, not a curated record. Gene Ontology annotation, cellular component: endoplasmic reticulum membrane. Lineage: Eukaryota; Metazoa; Cnidaria; Anthozoa; Scleractinia; Pocilloporidae.